This is a messenger RNA of Aethalodelphis obliquidens (Pacific white-sided dolphin), 7402 nucleotides long. It is a transcript of the gene DNAJC13, whose product is annotated as DnaJ heat shock protein family (Hsp40) member C13. The transcript has 55 exons. Gene Ontology annotation, biological process: receptor-mediated endocytosis; regulation of early endosome to late endosome transport; endosome organization. Gene Ontology annotation, cellular component: endosome membrane. The record is from RefSeq and is a predicted model, not a curated record. The coding region runs from base 151 to 6657 and encodes 2168 amino acids. Lineage: Eukaryota; Metazoa; Chordata; Mammalia; Artiodactyla; Delphinidae.
AGCAGAGCUAAAGGGCCCUCGCGGGGGAAAGGGGAAGUGGCGAGGGGAAGGAGGCCGGAGAGCGCCUCAUCCCACUCUGGACGUUGAGCCGGCGGCGGGAGGAGCUCGGGCUGGAGCCUCUCCAGCCUCCCGCGAAGGUUUCAGCACAAAAUGAACAUAAUUAGGGAAAAUAAGGAUUUAGCAUGUUUCUACACAACAAAACAUUCAUGGAGGGGAAAGUAUAAGCGUGUCUUUUCAGUUGGAACCCAUGCGAUUACUACAUAUAAUCCCAAUACCCUAGAAGUAACAAAUCAGUGGCCUUAUGGAGACAUUUGCAGCAUCAGCCCUGUUGGAAAAGGACAAGGAACAGAGUUCAACCUCACAUUUCGUAAAGGCAGUGGAAAAAAGUCAGAAACAUUAAAAUUUUCUACAGAGCACAGAACAGAACUUCUUACAGAAGCAUUGAGAUUUAGAACUGAUUUUUCAGAAGGAAAAAUCACAGGAAGGAGAUAUAACUGCUAUAAGCAUCACUGGAGUGAUAUAAGAAAACCUGUCAUUUUGGAAGUAACACCAGGAGGCUUUGACCAAAUUAAUCCUGCGACCAACAGAGUCCUCUGUUCCUAUGACUAUAGAAAUAUUGAAGGCUUUGUAGAUCUCUCUGAUUAUCAAGGAGGGUUUUGUAUACUUUAUGGCGGAUUUAGUAGAUUGCAUUUAUUUGCAUCAGAACAAAGAGAAGAAAUUAUCAAAAGUGCAAUAGAUCAUGCUGGCAACUAUAUAGGUAUUUCAUUGCGGAUCAGAAAAGAACCUUUAGAAUUUGAGCAAUAUUUGAAUCUUCGCUUUGGGAAAUACAGCACUGAUGAAUCCAUCACAUCUUUAGCAGAGUUUGUAGUCCAAAAAAUAUCACCUAGACAUUCGGAACCUAUAAAAAGAAUUCUAGCACUUACAGAAACAUGUUUAGUGGAACGUGAUCCAGCAACCUAUAAUAUUGCAACAUUGAAGCCCUUAGGAGAAGUAUUUGCAUUGGUUUGUGACUCAGAAAACCCACAACUUUUUACCAUUGAAUUUAUAAAAGGCCAAAUACGGAAAUACUCUUCAACAGAAAGAGAUUCCUUAUUAGCAAGUUUGUUGGAUGGAGUAAGAGCCUCUGGUAACAGAGAUGUUUGUGUAAAAAUGACAUCAACUCAUAAAGGUCAACGAUGGGGGUUACUCAGCAUGCCCGUUGAUGAAGAAGUAGAGAGCCUUCAUCUCAGAUUCUUGGCUACACCUCCAAAUGGCAACUUUGCAGAUGCUGUAUUCAGGUUCAACGCUAAUAUUUCAUAUAGUGGAGUUCUCCAUGCUGUAACGCAGGAUGGUCUCUUCUCAGAAAACAAAGAAAAACUGAUCAAUAAUGCCAUAACGGCAUUAUUGUCCCAAGAGGGGGAUGUUGUUGCUUCCAAUGCAGAACUUGAGAGUCAGUUCCAGGCUGUGAGGAGGCUUGUGGCUUCCAAAGCUGGUUUUCUAGCCUUUACUCAGCUUCCAAAGUUUCGGGAGCGUCUAGGAGUGAAGGUAGUAAAAGCACUCAAGAGGAGCAACAAUGGAGUAAUCCACGCAGCCGUUGAUAUGCUCUGUGCCCUCAUGUGUCCCAUGCAUGAUGACUAUGACUUAAGACAAGAACAGCUAAACAAAGCUUCUCUUCUCUCUUCAAAGAAGUUUCUGGAAAACUUACUGGAGAAAUUUAAUUCCCAUGUGGAUCAUGGGACUGGUGCCCUAGUUAUUAGUUCACUCUUGGACUUCCUUACUUUUGCCCUCUGUGCUCCAUAUAGUGAGACAACAGAAGGGCAGCAGUUUGAUAUGCUCUUGGAGAUGGUAGCAUCCAACGGAAGAACACUUUUUAAACUCUUUCAGCAUCCUUCCAUGGCAAUUAUAAAGGGAGCUGGAUUGGUUAUGAAGGCAAUAAUAGAGGAAGGUGACAAAGAAAUUGCUACAAAAAUGCAGGAGCUUGCCCUAAGUGAAGGUGCCUUACCUCGACAUUUGCAUACUGCGAUGUUCACAAUAAGCUCAGAUCAAAGGAUGCUUACAAAUAGACAGCUGAGUAGACAUUUAGUGGGACUCUGGACAGCUGAUAAUGUAACUGCAACAAACUUGUUGAAACGCAUUUUGCCACCAGGCUUGCUAGCUUACUUGGACAGCUCAGAUCCAGUUCCUGAGAAGGAUGCUGAUCGGAUGCAUGUUAGAGAUAAUGUGAAAAUAGCAAUGGAUCAGUAUGGAAAAUUUAAUAAAGUUCCAGAGUGGCAAAGACUAGCUGGUAAAGCUGCUAAAGAAGUUGAAAAAUUUGCCAAAGAAAAAGUGGAUCUUGUGUUAAUGCAUUGGAGGGAUAGAAUGGGCAUUGCACAAAAAGAGGACAGAAACAAUAUGAAUAUAAAUCAAAAGCCAGUAGUUCUUCGAAAGAGAAGACAGAGAAUAAAAAUAGAAGCAAACUGGGAUCUCUUCUAUUAUAGGUUUGGUCAGGACCAUGCCAGGUCAAACUUAAUUUGGAAUUUCAAAACACGAGAAGAAUUGAGAGAUAGUCUUGAAUCUGAAAUGAGAGCAUUUAAUAUUGAUAGAGAGCUUGGUAGUGCUAAUGUGAUCUCCUGGAACCACCAUGAAUUUGAGGUAAAUUUUAAUUUUCGUAAUAUAUGCACAGAUAAACUUGAACGAGAUAGGUUGAUCAUCUUCCUUAACAGAUUGAUCCUUAAUAAGAAAAAUGUUAAGGACCUUAUGGAUUCAAAUGGAAUUAGAAUCCUUGUGGACUUGCUUACCCUUGCACAUCUCCAUGUAAACCGAGCUACAGUACCACUGCAAAGCAAUGUAAUUGAAGCUGCUCCAGAUAUGAAAAGAGAGAGUGAAAAGGAAUGGUACUUUGGCAAUGCAGACAAAGAAAGGAGUGGCCCAUAUGGAUUUCAUGAGAUGCAAGAAUUGUGGACCAAAGGAAUGUUAAAUGCAAAAACCAGGUGCUGGGCUCAAGGCAUGGAUGGAUGGCGACCACUUCAGGCAAUACCCCAGCUUAAGUGGUGUCUGUUAGCCAGUGGACAGGCUGUACUAAAUGAAACUGACCUUGCUACCCUUAUAUUGAACAUGUUGAUCACAAUGUGUGGAUAUUUUCCAAGCAGGGAUCAAGAUAAUGCCAUCAUUCGACCUUUACCUAGAGUGAAAAGGCUGCUGUCAGACAAUGCUUGCCUUCCCCAUAUUAUUCAGCUACUGCUGACCUUUGACCCUAUCCUUGUUGAGAAGGUUGCAGUUUUGUUAUAUCGUAUUAUGCAAGAUAACCCACAGUUACCUCGACUUUAUCUUAGUGGAGUAUUUUUCUUUAUCAUGAUGUAUACAGGUUCCAAUGUGCUUCCUGUUGCUCGAUUUUUGAAGUACACACAUACCAAACAGGCUUUCAAGUCAGAGGAGACGAAAGGACAAGAUAUUUUUCAGAGAAGUAUACUUGGGCACAUUCUACCAGAAGCAAUGGUUUGUUACUUAGAAAAUUACGAUGCUGAAAAGUUUGCUGAGAUUUUUCUAGGAGAAUUUGAUACUCCAGAAGCAAUCUGGAGCAGUGAAAUGAGGCGCCUUAUGAUAGAGAAGAUUGCUGCCCAUCUUGCUGAUUUCACACCUCGUCUUCAGAGUAACACAAGAGCACUUUAUCAAUAUUGUCCCAUCCCAGUUAUCAACUACCCACAGCUAGAAAAUGAACUAUUUUGUAAUAUUUAUUACCUCAAACAACUUUGUGAUACAUUCCGGUUUCCAGAUUGGCCAAUUAAAGACCCGGUUAAGCUUCUAAAAGAUACCCUUGAUGCCUGGAAGAAGGAAGUAGAAAAGAAGCCACCUACAAUGUCAAUAGAUGAUGCUUAUGAAGUGCUUAAUCUCCCUCAAGGACAGGGACCGCAUGAUGAGAGCAAGAUUAGAAAAGCUUACUUCAGACUUGCACAGAAGUACCACCCUGAUAAGAAUCCAGAAGGGAGGGAUAUGUUUGAAAAGGUAAAUAAAGCCUAUGAAUUUUUAUGUACCAAAUCAGCAAAAAUAACAGAUGGACCAGAUCCAGAGAAUAUAAUUUUAAUUCUGAAAACACAGAGCAUCCUCUUCAACCGUCAUAAAGAAGAUUUACAGCCUUAUAAAUAUGCAGGCUACCCCAUGCUAAUUAGGACAAUAACAAUGGAAACUUCAGAUGACCUCCUUUUCUCAAAAGAAUCACCAUUGUUGCCUGCUGCUGCAGAGCUGGCUUUCCAUACUGUUAACUGCUCAGCCCUCAAUGCUGAAGAGCUCAGAAGGGAGAAUGGAAUUGAGGUGUUACAAGAGGCAUUUAGUCGCUGUGUGGCUGUCUUGAAUCAUUCUAGUAAACCAAGUGACAUGUCUGUACAGGUGUGUGGACACAUAAGCAAAUGCUAUAGUGUGGCCGCUCAGUUUGAAGAAUGCCGAGAGAAGAUCACAGAAAUGCCUGGCAUCAUCAGGGAUCUCUGUCGGGUGCUCUAUUUUGGCAAGAGUAUUCCACGAGUGGCAGCUCUUGGGGUAGAAUGUGUCAGCUCUUUUGCUGUGGAUUUCUGGCUACAGACACACCUAUUGCAAGCUGGAAUUUUGUGGCAUCUGCUUGGUUAUCUGUUUAAUUAUGACUACACACUAGAAGAGAGUGGUAUUCAGAAAAGUGAAGAAACAAACCAGCAGGAAGUAGCCAACAGUCUUGCCAAACUGAGUGUCCGUGCUCUGAGUCGCCUUGGAGGGUAUCUGCCUGAAGAACAAGCAACACCAGAAAAUCCAACCAUAAGGAAAAGUGUAGCUGGCAUGCUGACCCCCUAUGUUGCUAGAAAACUUGCUGUAGUUAGUGCUACUGAGAUUUUGAAGAUGCUUAACAGUAACACAGAGAACCCCUAUUUGAUAUGGAACAAUUCUACAAGAGCAGAGCUACUUGAAUUUCUUGAAUCCCAACAAGAAAACAUGAUUAAAAAAGGUGACUGUGACAAAACCUAUGGAUCAGAAUUUGUCUACAGUGAUCAUGCCAAAGAACUUAUUGUAGGGGAGAUUUUUGUUAGGGUCUAUAAUGAAGUCCCUACUUUCCCACUCGAGGUUCCAAAAGCAUUUGCUGCAAGUCUCUUGGAUUAUAUAGGCUCCCAGGCCCAGUACCUCCACACAUUCAUGGCUAUCACUCAUUCUGCAAAAGUGGAGUCAGAGCAACAUGGAGACCGCUUGCCAAGAGUGGAAAUGGCUUUGGAGGCUCUGAGAAAUGUUAUAAAGUAUAAUCCAGGCUCUGAAAGUGAAUGCAUUGGGCACUUUAAGUUAAUAUUUUCUCUUCUUCGAGUCCAUGGAGCUGGUCAAGUCCAGCAGUUGGCUUUAGAGGUUGUGAAUAUAGUGACGUCUAACCAAGACUGUGUCAACAAUAUUGCUGAAUCAAUGGUUUUGUCCAAUUUAUUGGCUCUUCUACAUUCUUUGCCAUCAAGUCGUCAGCUUGUUCUGGAAACUCUUUAUGCUUUGACAUCAAGUACAAAAAUAAUCAAAGAAGCAAUGGCAAAAGGAGCUUUGAUUUAUUUACUAGACAUGUUCUGCAAUUCAACACAUCCACAGGUUCGAGCCCAGACAGCUGAACUUUUUGCUAAAAUGACAGCAGAUAAACUAAUAGGUCCAAAGGUUCGAAUUACAUUGAUGAAAUUUCUCCCGAGCGUUUUUAUGGAUGCCAUGAGAGACAACCCUGAAGCUGCCGUCCAUAUUUUUGAAGGAACUCAUGAAAAUCCUGAGUUAAUUUGGAAUGACAGCUCCAGAGAUAAAGUGUCCAUGACAGUUAGAGAAAUGGUGCUCGAGCACUUUAAAAAUCAGCAAGACAACCCUGAUGUAAACUGGAAGUUGCCUGAGGAUUUUGCUGUGGUGUUUGCAGAAGCAGAAGGUGAACUUGCUGUUGGAGGAGUUUUCUUGAGAAUCUUUAUUGCACAGCCAGCUUGGGUUCUAAGAAAGCCUAGAGAAUUUCUUAUUGCACUGCUAGAAAAGUUAACUGAGCUCCUGGAGAAGAACAAUCCUCAUGGAGAAACUCUGGAAACUUUGACAAUGGCAACAGUAUGCCUCUUCAAUGCACAGCCUCAGCUGGCUGAUCAGGUCCCACCAUUGGGCCAUCUUCCCAAAGUUAUCCAGGCGAUGAAUCAUAGGAACAAUGCCAUCCCUAAGAGUGCCAUUCGAGUUAUUCAUGCCCUGUCUGAAAACGAGCUGUGUGUUCGAGCCAUGGCAUCUUUGGAGACGAUUGGCCCACUGAUAAAUGGAAUGAAAAAGAGACCAGAUACUGUUGGUCUAGCCUGUGAAGCAAUUAACCGAAUGUUUCAGAAGGAGCAGAGUGAAUUAGUGGCACAAGCCUUGAAAGCAGAUUUGGUCCCAUACCUCUUAAAAUUACUUGAAGGCAUUGGCCUUGAAAAUCUGGACAGCCCAGCAGCCACAAAGGCUCAGAUUGUUAAAGCUCUCAAGGCAAUGACUCGAAGCCUGCAGCAUGGAGAACAGGUGAAUGAAAUCCUGUCUCGUUCUUCAGUCUGGAGUGCCUUCAAAGAUCAGAAACAUGACUUGUUUAUUUCUGAGUCACAAACAGCAGGAUACCUCACAGGACCUGGAGUUGCUGGCUACCUUACUGCAGGGACAUCGUCAUCAGUCAUGUCUAACCUGCCGCCUCCCGUAGACCAUGAGGCAGGCGACCUUGGCUAUCAGACUUGAAACUUUCUUGAGAGACAGUAAACGCUGAAAGGCCAGUGCCCCGUCCACAUUCCUCCAGCUGAUACGUUGAAGAAAACUCUUAACUGCCUUUCUUCUGGUUUCAUGACAGUGUUAUUCCUUUUUCUAUAAGUAUAUUUUUAUUUAGGAAAAAAGUCAGUGAUUCUAAUUGUAUCACGUUAUAAGAAAGCACUCUGUGGAUCAACCUAAGCAGGUACACAAGAAUUUUUUUUCUUGAUGUAUGUAAGCACAUUUUGUUCCUUUAUAUCUGUUUACAAGACUGUGAAUCAAAAAGACAAAACUUUCUUCCUAGUUUUUAUAAUGUUUUUUUGAACUAGUGUGACUGUGGGGUUGAACUGCAGUCUACAGAAAUUGGGAAAUCUAAGUCACCCCUAAGAAGGGCAUUUCCCUCUCCUGCAUCGAGUCUGUGUGGCUGUUCUCCUACCUAUUAGGUUUUGUCCUUGCACCUGUUCGCUGGUAUCCUCUCCUCAAUUAUUAACCUUCUGAGAGCUCACAGCAUACGUCGGUAUGUAUAACUGGCUUUACCAAAUUGAAUGAAAAAGGAGUUGUGCAAAAAAAUUUAAAAAUGGAUGUCAAGAUGUUAUGUAAGAGAUUAGUGUAAUUGUGAAAUGUUCUAUACAUUAUCAAAUAUAUAAAGCUUUCUAUAUUGAAUGUACAUUAUACAGAUCAUUCUUAUGUGUACAUAAAAUUUUAAAAAUAAAGGGAAUUGACUGCUUUGUUAAUGAGA